AUGCCCAAGGCUGCUAACAACUCCAAGACACAACCCAAGUGUUCCAAGUCGGAGGCCAAGACCGAGCCAAAGAAGGCCGGGAAGAAGGCGAGCCGCCCCGCUGUGCGGACGGGCUCGUUCACCUUGGUGAGCUCCCAGGGCCAGCACUUUCGCGUGCCCUCAAAGGUCCUGUACAAGGCUAGCACCUUUUUCAAGCAGCAGUACGGCGCCUGCAGCUGGCGACACGAGUUUCACACCAUGACCAACCCUGUCGUUGAAAGCUCGGAAAUGGUCCGCCUGCUGUGCCAGAUCCUCAUGGGCAAGUUUGACCUCCCCAAGGACACGUCCGCGUACAACGAGUACUGGGUCGGGCGCAUGGCCAACCUGCACCGCAUGCUCAGCCAGUUUACCGUGUACCCGCGCCUUGCGGGUCUGAAGUGCGAGCUGAAUGCCAAGGCGGCCAAGGAGCUCCAGGUGCUGGUCGCCGCGUACGCCGUGGCCUACUCCUGCGGCGACGCGGCGUGGGUCAUGAUCCUGCUCGCCAUGGCAGAUGGCCGUACCCUGCAGGCCUCGGAUCUUCCGGACUGGUUCCGCAAGAUGCUCGCCCCACAGGAGAUCUGGCCUCUGAUCCGUGCUUACACUCCGGGCUUUACGCACGCUCAGCGGAUCGCCAUGCUGCUCGAGUGCCAGCGCGAGGCACCCAAGCCGGAGGCCGAUGUUGAUGUCGAGGUCGAGUCUCCGGUCGCAGCUCCUGUUUCUGUUCCGUCCCGCCGUGCGAGCUUUGGCAGUGCCGAGCACCGGGCAGUUGUGGCGGCGGCAGCGACGACGGAGCGCCCGCUGCGUCGUUCCCGCGCGCACACGAUGGACUCGCAGGGGUCCAAGUAG
Trichosporon asahii var. asahii CBS 2479 is the source of this 864-nucleotide messenger RNA. RefSeq lists its product as uncharacterized. The coding region runs from base 1 to 864 and encodes 287 amino acids. NCBI's taxonomy places the organism in Eukaryota, Fungi, Basidiomycota, Tremellomycetes, Trichosporonales, Trichosporonaceae. The record is from RefSeq and is a predicted model, not a curated record. The transcript has 2 exons.